Molecule: messenger RNA, 632 nt
Organism: Vigna unguiculata (cowpea)
Lineage: Eukaryota; Viridiplantae; Streptophyta; Magnoliopsida; Fabales; Fabaceae
Source: RefSeq, a predicted model, not a curated record
AUCGUGCACUAGUAUAUAUUGAGAACUGGCAAAUGGGAAGCCACACCAGAGUUUGCUGUUGACAAAUGCAAUACAAGAUGGCAGGCACUUUCUUUCGUUUAUUCGUGAUUCUUCUCGGGCUUUCUCAUCUUAUGUGCUUGAAAGCAAUACCCGUUACAAGAAUCGAAAACAUUAUGCAAAGCCCCAAAGUUCGUCUUACACCGGAGAACAGCCACAAGGUUAUGAAUGAGAAAUACUGGCACUUGGAGGAACCAACCAUUACUGAGAGGAUGGAGUUGGAACUCCUUGACUAUUCCCCAUCAGGGCCUAAUGGUCGUCACACUCCAAAAGCACCAUAGCGUGUUAAAUGGUGUAGGUAGCUUUCUGUGUAGUACAAUCUUAUAUAAGUAGCCAUAAUUGGUAAACUCUGGAGGCAAUUAUGUUAUGUAUGAUGAGAGAAUUAAUGGAUUAAAAAGACUUGCAUCCCCACUCUUUGGUAUGAUUACAGCCAAGAAUAAAGAAUACACGCACUCACAAUGCAGAAGUCGUGUAUAUUGUUACGUAAUCACAAAUUAUCAUAUGUAGUAAUUUCUAUGUUGUUGAGUCAUGACAAAGAUUAUUUCUGAUUAACCGAGAAUAUGAACACUUUUAUA